AUGUCCGUCCCUCAGAGUAGCUUCAAGAGCUACCACACAGGUGGCCUCGUUCGCCAGAACGUCACUCAAGACUCUCAGCUCUCUAAGCGAUGGGAUUGCAGCACGACGCCGAUACUCACCUGGGGCGACCAGGACAAUGGCGGCCCAGGAAUCACCAUCGACAAUGACGCCAAUGACUGGAGAGGGUUUUACUUCUACCACAACUCCUGCGAUUCGAUCCCUUGGAAGUACAUCUGGAUUGCUGGCAAGACUACCCAGUUUGUCUCCAUACCCUUUGGUUGGGAGGGUCGCGUCCAGCGUGGCGUUGAUAGCAGCAUGCUCAAUGGCCAGCCACAGCUGCUUGGCUCUUGGUUGGAGAUAAGUUGGGACCAAAACAAUGUUGCUUGGGCCGAUGUUUCUCUUAUCCGUGGCUGUGACGGGGGUAUCCUCGUUUGGUCUCCCGAUGGUUCUUGGAAGGGAUUCACGCAGUGGAUUCUAGACGGCGCGCCAACUGGUGCCUACGACAUGAAGACGAAUGGACAGUGGGUCAUCAAGGCUACGGAAGGGCCAAACGGCGAAGUUUACACCAUUCCUCGGGACUGGCUUAUCCAGAAGGUCGGCAUUGACUACGUGUACGUGGACGACUACCACGGCAACCCCGUCAUCUCCACGCCAAACCAACGCUUCUCUACCUUUUGGCCCGAAGGGCGUGCAUGA
Molecule: messenger RNA, 696 nt
Organism: Purpureocillium lilacinum
Lineage: Eukaryota; Fungi; Ascomycota; Sordariomycetes; Hypocreales; Ophiocordycipitaceae
Source: RefSeq, a predicted model, not a curated record